CAUUUCAGUCUUCUUGACUCAAAAACUUUGGGACUGAAUUGGUUAAUUUUUUUUUAAUCUGCAGACUUAACCCAUGUCUUCCUUCACAGGACUGCCAGGAAGUGCACGCCUAUACUGUGUAAUCAGCUGCAUGUCAGUGAUCUGCCUCAUCCUGUUAAUGGUCGUCAUCAUACUUGCGGCGAAACGUACCACCUGUCCAGACUCUUGCAGCUCCUCCACUGAAGCGAACCUUGGAGACCAUGUUGACCUCGGCGUAUCGCUCACCUCGCCUUCUCCAGCAAUCCUGACGACUGUGCAAGCUAAAUCCAGAAUCUACUCUGGGGAAGAGGUGACUGCAAACAGCAGAGAAGAUGUGUCUACGGUCAACCUCGAGAAGCUGUGCACGGAGCACUUCAGAAAAACUUCCCACUCUGGACAAAAGGACACUGCAAAUAACAGAAAAGACCCGUCUAUGGUCAAGAAGCUGUGCUCCGAGCACUGGAGAAGCAUUUGUGCUGGGAGGAAGCGGUGUCCCUAUGAAUGGCACACAAACGGCAGCUACUGUUUCUUUCUGUCCACAUUCACACUGACGUGGGAUCAAAGUCAAUCAAAAUGCAGCUCAAUCUGUGGAUCUUUGGCUGUUAUCCCCAGCCAGGAAGUUCAGAAUUCAUUGACUGAGAAAGGGAACUUGAUGUACUGGAUUGGACUGAAAAAGCAUCAAUCUGCAUGGCAGUGGGUCAACAACAAGACGCUUGAAAAGAGUUACUGGACAAGAAACCCUGGAGACAGGGACUGUGCUUUGCUCAAGAGUACUGAUCCACCAGAGGGGAACUGGAUUAAAGAGUCCUGCCGUAGCAGCGCUUACUUUAUCUGUCAGCUGAAGAACUAAUAUCAUACGCAUUUUAUUUUAGAAAAUAUUUCCUUCAGCAAUCAUUAUUUCAACGUCUAAUUCAAAUGACAUGUUUAAGCAAAUGUACUUUUUACUCCUUUAUUUUCAUACCAUGCGCACUGUGAGCUUAAUUGUAUUCAGACUGAAAUAGUCAGUUGGUUUGGAUCGAGUCCACUUAUUUGUUCCAGAUCGAGUCCUGAAGACUGUCAGUAUUAAACCCGAGAUUGGAAACAUAA
Oryzias melastigma (Indian medaka) is the source of this 1104-nucleotide messenger RNA. RefSeq names its product C-type lectin domain family 4 member E. The record is from RefSeq and is a predicted model, not a curated record. The coding region runs from base 74 to 868 and encodes 264 amino acids. Lineage: Eukaryota; Metazoa; Chordata; Actinopteri; Beloniformes; Adrianichthyidae. The transcript has 7 exons.